Molecule: messenger RNA, 739 nt
Organism: Parathielavia appendiculata
Lineage: Eukaryota; Fungi; Ascomycota; Sordariomycetes; Sordariales; Chaetomiaceae
Exons: 3
Coding region: 48-461 (137 amino acids)
Biological process (GO): mitochondrial translation
Cellular component (GO): mitochondrial large ribosomal subunit
Molecular function (GO): structural constituent of ribosome
Source: RefSeq, a predicted model, not a curated record
CUCAACUCGCUACCCCAGAUCAUGCUCUCCGGACGACGGCGACGACGAUGACGAUAAAGGCAUUACAAGCGGUUUCCGUCGGCCGGAACGGCGUCGGCGCCUUCGUCUUGCAAUGUAAGAAGAUGGACUUUCACUACUGCGACUGGGCCGGUAGCUCCCGGGGCAUGAACGGCUUCAUCAAGUCCCUCCUCCCCAAGUUCGCCGCCGCCCACCCCCAAGUCGAGUUCACCGUCUCGCCCCGGCCGUCCAAGCAUCCCGUCAUCAUCGCCCACUACAUCAACGGCCGCGAAAAGGCCGUCUGCGUGCGCAACAUGGAGCCCUACGAUAUCCUCAAGAAAGCCGAGCUGCUCCGCGACGCCAGCGGCGAGAAGCUCAGGCGGGUAACCAAGCCCGUGCAGAGUGUCAACGAGUCCGUCAGAGGCAUCUGGUCUCCGUACCACGGCAACGGCAUGCGGGUAUGAGGGUAGGCUGGAUAGUGCGGGGAACGUGUCUGUGUAUAUGGCGCAGUUGUAACAACACGAAUGGUCAUCACACACUACUUACUGUCUUGGCUGGUGUUGCUGUAACUGUGCAUGGCUUGGAUGGAUGCCUGGAUACUGGAUUUAGGUGUAUUGGAGAAUUGUCGUUCGUCUCUAUAUCUUCGCCCAGCAUGCUUAUGCUUUUUCGUAAUUCCUGAGCAAUCCAGGGCGAGCCUUGCCCACUUCCAUUCCUCAGAGGUUGGAGUUGAUGAUAUCGACGA